UUUUAAGUCUGUUUUGCUUUCAAAUUUAUAUCUAAUAGAUGUUUUCUAUUUUAGUGUGUGACACCUACGGGUAAACUUCUUUUAAGGUAAACAUGGAUACCAAGUUUAACUUCAGUAAUUUUAGAACGUUGCGUACAAGUUCAUACUGUCGGUGUUGGAUGAUUGGUUAUUCCGUAAUAGGACAUGGUUUCUCAGGCCCACACUCGACCUUCACAACUUGAAUAGUCGUCAUAAUGUUGUACACUGUCUUUUGUGUAACAUAUCGAAGUUUAGGGAUGACUUGUACUCGUUACUCUGUGCUUUAUUGUCUUUAUUCCAUAUCCACAGAAACACUUGAUAUAAGUCACUGAGUUAGGGCAGAAACACUUGAUGUAAGUCACUCACAGUCCCACAUCGGCUGAGUGAAGAAUACAUAUAUGAAGAACUGCCUAUAUAAACAGCGGCUCAAUAAAGGAAAAAGCAUACCUUUCUCGGCCUUUUGGCUAAGAUCAAGGUAGUGUUUGGUAUGAGGUAAUGAGAGAAGGAAUGGAAUUAACCAUUCAGGGGUAAUAAAAAUAGGAAUGUUUGGUUGCUAAAAGGAAAGGAAUAAGCCAUUACUUACCUUAUUCCAUUCCCUCUAAAUAUGGCAAAAAGUAUUCCAGCGACCCCCCCUAUUUUUUUUUCAUUCCGUUCGGUAUUGAUAACACACUUCUCAAUUUUGCCCUCAUCCUCACCUAUUUUCCCUCGCUGAUUCAAUUCCUCUAAUCAAGGGAUCUCUGGUUAUAUAUUUCUUUCAUCUUCAUCAGCGAGCCUCUUCAUCAUUUGAACCCUAAUCACCAGUCACUUGUUUGGAUUUUCGUCAUCAAACACAAAAUCAGGUCUUGGAUUUUUACUGAAGUUAUGUCUAGACUUAAACUCAACCGACAAAAAAACAAAAAAAAACUAGCUGCAUUUUGUGCGAUGUGGCUUCAUAUACUAAACAUGGUUACCUGGUAUAUUCAAGCAAUACAAACUGUUAUUAGUAUACGUUUGGAUAUGUGUCCAACUAGGCCUCGCUACAAGAUGUUCUACCCCCAGAGAAAAGAAUACAUGCAUAGAUUAGUGUAUGAAAGUGACGACACAUGUCUUCAUCAACUAAGAAUGAAUAGGGCAACGUUCAUGACACUUUGUAACAAGUUGGAGAGUGAAGGAAAGUUGAAGGCGUCUAAGUAUCUCGAAGUAGAUGAACAAGUUGCAAUUUUCCUGUAUGUUUUGGCACACCAUGUGAAGAAUCGAGUGGUGAAGUUUCAGUUUCACCGGUCAGGAGAGACUAUCAGUAAACAUUUCAAUAAUGUGUUAAAUGCUGUUAUACGAUUGGAAAAUGGUUUGUUUAAGAAGCCGGAGCCAAUAUUAGAAACUUCAACAGAUGAAAGAUGGAAAUGGUUCAAGGGAUGUUUAGGAGCAAUAGAUGGGACCCAUAUAAGCGUGCAAGUACCAGAGGAAGACAAACCGAGAUAUCGUAAUCGAAAAGGAGAAAUAACAACUAACGUCCUUGCUGCUUGCACGCCUGACAUGCAGUUCAUUUAUGUAUUACCAGGCUGGGAAGGAUCUGCUGCUGAUGGUAGAAUACUUCGUAGUGCUAUGAUUCGAGAGAAUGGAUUGCAAGUGCCUAAAGGUAACUACUAUCUUGUUGAUGCCGGGUACACCAACGGAGAGGGAUUCCUUGCUCCAUUCCGAGGUCAAAGAUAUCAUCUGAAUACUUGGCUACAAGGGCAAAGACCGGAAAAGCCUGAAGAGUAUUUCAACAUGAAGCACUCAGCUGCAAGGAAUGUCAUCGAACGAUGCUUUGGCGUUUUGAAGAAAAGAUGGGCAAUACUUAGAAGCCCAUCUUUCUAUCCGAUCAGAACACAAAAUAAAAUUAUACUCGCAUGUUGUCUUUUGCAUAACUUUAUUCGAAGAGAAAUGGCAUAUGAUCCUUUUGAUGAUGAUGAAUUUAUUGACACAAAUAAUGAUGCAGAUGACGAAGAUCUUGGCUCACAUGUAGACCAUAUUACAACAGUUGGGACCUCGAAUGAAUGGACAAACUUUAGACAAAAUUUGGCAACAUCUAUGUUCAAUGCAUGGACAUCUAGACAUCAUUGAUUAAUUAGAUUAUUAUGUUUUUAGUUAUGCUAUUUUAGUAAUGUUUAUUAAAUGGAUUUUCUUAGAAUAAAUUUGAAUGCUUUUUGUGUUUCUUAAUUUA
Helianthus annuus (common sunflower) is the source of this 2200-nucleotide messenger RNA. RefSeq lists its product as uncharacterized. The transcript is spliced from 2 exons. The record is from RefSeq and is a predicted model, not a curated record. NCBI's taxonomy places the organism in Eukaryota, Viridiplantae, Streptophyta, Magnoliopsida, Asterales, Asteraceae. Bases 880 to 2100 code for a protein of 406 amino acids.